UGCACGUCUGAGCACGAGCUCAGAUGGUAACCAAUCAGGAGCGGCCACCGUGUGUUUGGAAACAACCUUCCUCCUCCUCCUCCUCCUCGCACCACAGCCAGCCAGCUACUGACUCCAGCCAGCAGAGAGGCGCCUCCACAUCCAGCCGAGCCCUAAAGUGUCUCUUUCGACGACACUAUUUGCGUGUUUUCCUUCUAUCUGCUGAUAAAGUGUGACCAGAGGACUCUUGUUGUUUUUGACGACAGUAGCUGUAGAGAGUAAACAGCAGCAGCAUAAACACGAGACAACAACAAGGGACGUGUCAGUGAAACAGUAAAAUGGAUGAAGGAGAGUCUCCACUAAACACCAUCAGUCUUCUCAUAAAGACGCCCAACCAGGUUCGGGAGGACCAACACGUCGAGGGCGUCGACCUGAACUGGACUAUAAGGGACCUAAAGACGCAUUUGUCGACUUUUUACUCAACUAGACCGGCUGUGAGUGACCAGAGACUGAUCUAUGCUGGUAAACUGCUGCCCGAUCAUCUGCACAUUAAAGAUCUCUUCAGACAGACUGACAUCAUUCCCACACUGCACCUGGUGUGUGCUUUUAGGAAUCCACCCCAUGAACUCCUGGGAGCUAGACCUAAGACCAAACAGACAGAGCAGCCACGUCCCUCCAGUCCGAUGCCCUCGGCAGCCUCUGCUUCACCCAGUCCCAGCAGCCCCCCCACCACAGUCCAGACUCCGAGCACACCGACGCUGAGGCAGAGGAGGCAUACCUCUUCAACUACAGCUGCUGCUGCUGCUGCUCCAUCUCACACACAUAGCCCAGCUUCUCCACCUGGAGCUCCUUCAUGGCCUGCUGCUGCACUGCCUGGAGCACCACAGAUGACCCAACCAACCUUUCCCACCUACUCUCUGUACAGCCCUCAACAGCUAUUGUGGCUUCAGCAUGUCUACGCUAGGCAGUAUUACAUGCAAUACCAUGCAGCGUUGGCCGCAGCAGGCACUGUCCCCUCUGCACCAGCUACAACCAUUGGCCAGUACCCUCCUGUUCCCGCCCACCAAGUACCCGUCCCAGACCCCUUAGCCAAUCAGAACCCCAUCAACAACCUGCCAGCGAAUCAGAAUCCAGUGCAGGACGCCGCUUUCAUCAACCCCGGGGAGGCCAACCAGAACAUGCGGAUGAACGCGCAGGGCGGGCCCGUAAUGGAGGACGAGGAGGACAUGGAGCGCGAUUGGCUGGACUGGUUGUACUCCGCCGCGAGAUUCGGCGUCCUGCUCGUGAUCGUGUACUUCAACUCCAACCUGACUCGCUUUCUGCUGGUGAUGAGCACCCUCCUCCUCAUGUACCUACAUACUGUUGGUUGGUUUCCCUUCAGAAGGCGAGCGCAGGUCCAAGGACCCAACCCUCAGCAGCAGCCUCCUGAGGUCCAGCACAACCAGCAGAACGAGAACAGAAACCCAAAUCCAGUUGACGAGAUCGCUGACAGACAAAGGGAGGAAGCUGCUCCUGCUGCUGCUGCAGCGGAAGGACCGGACGGACAAGGACCAAUGACGGCAGUUUUAGUGCCUCCUCACAGGGUGUCAGCCGUGUGGACGGCCUGGGUUUUCUUCAAAACUUUCUUCUCCUCUCUCAUACCUGAGGCUCCUCAGGGUAUGGCCAACUGACCACCGGCAGACGAUCGAUAAAGACAGCAGACAUUUUUUAUUUUUAUUUUUCAGUGGGGACCAAUAAUCUCUGGAGAUGAGAGGAAAAGGGAAGAUGUCUCAAGCUGUCGACUCAAGAAUAAAUAGAAACAAGGGCAUUGUACGUGUGCAUAUCAACAAUGACUGGCACCUCCAUAUUGACAGUAGAACUCCUGUGUGACAUUGGUCUUCCUUCUGAGUGUGAAACACAAAAGUUAAAACACCAGCAAAAAUAAAGCAAUGCCAGACCCCUUGAAUUUCCAAAAAUGUGGAAAGGAAACGAAGCACUAGAAACAUCAGACGACAUUCUAACAAUAAUGCAUUGUUCAAUGGGAUCCCAGCUUUCCAUCUGACCAAACAUCUGUCUACUGAUUGUGGGUUUUUAACACCCCCCCAAGGUUUUUCACUGUGUGACAAGGCCUUGUAGAAUCAGUACAGCUACCUGGAUGGUUCCUUAUCCAUGAAACAACAGUAGGUGGCAGCUGAGGGUAAAAAAAUAAACCUUUCAGCUGACACUGUUGGACUAUCGCACCUACAUGUUUCUUACCGUGAGGAGGUUUAUAUACAUGGGAUUUCUGAUCCUCUGUGAUUCUAAAUCAGCGUGUCUUGAGUUUUCAUAAUGAAGAAUGUGAUCCGGAUCAAUACUCUCACACUAAUAAUGAUUAUAUGAGCCAUGUUCCGUUGAAGUGAAAAUCACGCACAGACAGAACUCAGUGCUGUAUCUUAUGGCUCUUUGAAUCUAAAUUCAUUUUUUUUCCAGGAGCAGAUUUAUUUUGGUCUUUACAAACCGUCCAUGCAUGGAGCCUAGGUUUGAUUCCAGCUGUAAAAGUAGGUCAGAUUUAGUUUUUACUUGUUUGACCGACUGAAAGCCUGAAAGGAUUUGAGCUGAAUUGAUAGCAUUACAAUAUUUGACUUUGACAAAAAUCUAUCUGAAUUUAUGGAUCGUUUGUGAUGGUGUUCCGUGUUUUUUUAAAUCCCCCUUUUAAGUAGGUUAUUUGAAGAUGGGCAAAACAAAAGCUUUCAAGUUUUUUGGUUUGUCUCUUAAAAUCCUCAAAAUAUUCAAAAUAACUAUAUACAAGGUACACAAAUUCAGUAGGUUCCUCUUCGAUAUAAAAACAAAAUAAAGUCAGAAAAUAACUUAGCUCAGAUUUAUCAGAAAAUACAAGAUGAGAUUCACAUUAUUUUGGCAUUUAUUUGCUUCCAUACAGUCACUGUAGUGAACAUUAACAGCCUCAAUGUCAGCAGAAACUGACCUUGACUGGAACUUAAAGGUAUAAUGUGCAAAAAUUAACUAAAAAAACAAUGUAUAGACUGAUGCAAAAAGAAUCCCUCUCAAUCAUCACUGAUGCCCCACUAGCAGUGUGUGCUGGUGUCUGUUUCUGCAGAGAACCUGCAGCCCUCUGCCUGGAUUUUUCUUCUUAUGUUGCUUUACGUGGGACGCUGCUGGGCUUCAGCCAACAGCCUUUGGGCCCCACGUGGGGGCGAAACCCCCAGCAGAUAACAGCACACAGGCUGUGCAGCCUGUUCAGGUGGUCAAAUACCGCCGCUGUGUCACCCCCCCUCGGCUUCUGAUACCGAGACACAAGUCUCCACAUACAAAGCGGCCGUAUUUGACGGAUGAUAAUGGGUUGUGUUGUGUUCAUGGGAUCCCCCCCCCUCCUCCUCUCUCUGCUGUGAGUCAAGCUAUGAUCAGUAUGUGUCUGUAGUUUGAUGAGAGCAGCACUGAGCCACAGGAUGCCUGCAUUCAUUAAAAAUCCAUCAACUCGGCACCUUCCCACAGGGUUGUGCGGAGUUAGUUUUGUGUUUUAGAACGUUACCGCCGUGAAACAAUCAGAAAAUAACAUUUUAUUGCUCUGAUUCACUGCUUUGUUCUCACUAACGCCGCUCCCUCUCUUCAUUCACCCUAUAGCUCGCUCCACCAUCAUCGCUCUCUCUCUCUCUCUCCCUCUCGGCUCGUUGAGCUGAGGGGGGGGGGGGGCAACUUUGAACGCGGUGUGUUUACAAACAAGAACCCACAACGGUUCCAUAUUAUACCUUUUUAAAGAUGCUAAAUUCAAUAUCCAGAGCAUUUAUAUAGAGUAAUGUCUCCCUGAGCAGAGAAUGAAGUCGCUCUCCCUCUGCAUGUGUUGGAAUCAGAGCUGCUCUGUACUUUGUUGACAUCGCCGGGCCGGCCGUGCGUGCCUUUCAGUGCAAGUUAGUUAGUUAGUUAGGCAAUAGAUGUACCGUGAAUUCCAUAUAGAGAACCUUAAAAGUUCGCAAUCAAAACUGGACCAAGAAGUCAUGAACAGAAGUUCUGAUUGACAACAUUGAAAAUAACAUUGUAUGACUUUUUCUUUACCAGUUCUGUUUUGGGUGGAUUUUCUCAUUGUGUGGUUGGAUGAUGGUGAUUGUGACCAAAUGCAAAUUAGAAUGCUUCUCUGCCAAAUCGGUGGGUACAUUUUCUGUAAAAUAAUGAUGUUGCCAUAGUUAAAAAAAAAAAAAAGUUUUGUAAAUAUAUUAUACAUCCACAAGGCACUUUACAACAUGUAUCUUAUGCAAGCUUCUUUACAUAUGGAGGGUGAUCUUUUUUAUUCUUCAUGGGAAGAUUUCUAAUAUUUAAAUAUAUAUAAUGCCUAGAUGACUCAGAGCUGUUUUUCUGCUUGUUUUCAGAGAUGGGACGAAGUUUAAAUUCAAGUAUAUCAA
Messenger RNA from Sebastes umbrosus (honeycomb rockfish), 4349 nucleotides. RefSeq names its product homocysteine-inducible, endoplasmic reticulum stress-inducible, ubiquitin-like domain member 1 (gene herpud1). Gene Ontology annotation, biological process: negative regulation of endoplasmic reticulum stress-induced intrinsic apoptotic signaling pathway; endoplasmic reticulum unfolded protein response; ubiquitin-dependent protein catabolic process. The transcript is spliced from 8 exons. Gene Ontology annotation, cellular component: endoplasmic reticulum membrane. The record is from RefSeq and is a predicted model, not a curated record. The coding region runs from base 318 to 1649 and encodes 443 amino acids. Gene Ontology annotation, molecular function: transmembrane transporter binding. Lineage: Eukaryota; Metazoa; Chordata; Actinopteri; Perciformes; Sebastidae.